AUGCGCUACAUCAUACGCCUAUCAUCUGAACGGAUGGAUAUCGCGUCACGCGUACUAGUGGUACAGCCAAAAAUCUUGUAUUUGAUUAGGCCAAGUAUCAACGCCUGCUGUGAUAGCAGAGUACGCUCGUUUGGAACUCCAUUGCCAUUGCUGCGGCUUUCAAUUACUGACAAACGGUGCUGCGCGGCACACCAUCAGCGAUUCGACGCGAUAGGUGCGAUAACGGAUUCGCGUGGGUUGUUAUCCACAUUCAUUCAUGGGAACCCAUUUGUGGCUGUAGUAGACGACUCGCUAUCUCCGUAG
Molecule: messenger RNA, 303 nt
Organism: Somion occarium
Lineage: Eukaryota; Fungi; Basidiomycota; Agaricomycetes; Polyporales; Cerrenaceae
Source: the annotation of a GenBank genome assembly